AGAUUAGGUUUGCAUGGGAAAUUUAUUGAAAGAGGACAAUGACUGAGGCCAACAAUUUGGCUGUUCAAAGCCUUCGUCGUUUCCUACAUAUUGGUGGUGACAGCUUGAACUACAAUCCAUGGUUUUUUUGCAAUGAGCCAUCCAUCCAGCAAAUCAAUCAGGAAAAGCUUGCUGAUGCUAUUGAGCAGUGUGCCACAAGUGGAGGCGAGAAAGCUUUGACUGAGGAGUUCAAGAAAAUUUUUGAGAAUGGUUCUAGCCCACAUCCCAUAUGUGUCAUUGUAGCAUUGGCUAAGUCUAUGAAGGCAUCUGACAUCAAAGUUCGUCAGGAGGCAUAUAAACUAGUUCAUCAAGUUUGUAGAACUUCCAAGGAAUUAUUCAUGCUCAUGCAUUGCAGUGAAACCCUCAAUCAGCCAUGCACUGGAUGGGGAAGAGGAUUCAGACGUGCAAUUUGUGAAUGGUAUACAAGUCAUGAGCCUCUAGCUUUAGCCUGUGAGGUGACAAAACACCCAGGAGGAAACUGGACGCACAAGGACAUUCUGAAGCUCAUCCACAUGAAACCUAAAACCACAGAACAAAAGCUGCUGUUCUGUUACGUGAUGCGGGGGUUACCUGAAGCCGAAAAGCAACUGACUGAAGGAGAACCUGAAGAGCUGAAGGACUUGCUCUCAUACCUACAUGAUGUGGAUGCUGUGAAGCAUUGUGUAUCUACUGUAGGAGAAGAGGGGCAUUCUAAGUCAGCAGAAGGAGAAGAAGUUCGGUCACUCCUGGAGAAGUCUAACUUGAGCCUUGAUCAUGUGCCAACCCGAUUCCACAAAUCUCCAGAGAUCUGGGAGGUCUUGAUUCCACGGAUGUUAAUAUUAGAGGCCCUGAAUUGUGUGAAACGCCUGUCCUUGGCUGGUUUGCUCAAGAAAAGUCACCCAUUACUUGUCUCAAAGCUCCAGCAGAAGCUCAGUGAUCCAGAUGGCCUGAAAGAUUCUCCUGUCCACCCUGCAAAGGUGUUUUUGGUGCUGAAGGAAUAUGAGAACCCAUCACUCGUCCAGAAGCUUCUCCAUGACCGAGCACAACGAAGACAUGCUCCAUCAGGAAUGAUCAGACGCCCUCCAAAAGCUCCUCCCAAGCCUAACAAGAAAGUUGUUGAAGCUCUGAAUAACUUGUUGAAGAACUCAUUUCAGGCAUUGCCACGCACAGGAAAAAAGUGGUUAGUUGUGCUGGAGACAACACCAGAGAUGGUUUCAACAAAGUGUCAUGUGAGACCCAUUGUCACUGUUAUUGAGGCAGCUGCUGUCAUUGCAUUGAGUCUUUUGAAGGCAGAGGCAACUGGUGAUGUGAAAAUUCUCAUCCGUGAAGACAAGGCUGGUGGCUCAGCAAAUGUCACUGCAUUUGAUGCUGAGCCCACUUCUACCAUGAAGGCUUUCCUUGCCAAGCUUACUGAUCGUUGCAAAGGUGGAUUGGUGGGGUUCACACAAAGUAUCCAGUGGUCUAUCCACAACAACUUCCCAGCUGAUGCCAUCAUUUUCAUCACGAGGAGGUCAAAUGAAUUUGUUCGAGUCAGUGAAGUUGAGCCCCUGCGGUCCUGCCUCUCUCAGUUCAAGUCCCAUUUCAAAUCUGAGUUGAAGGUUGUAACGUGUGGCUUUUCCAUUUCAAAGACCUCAGUGGCAGCUGAAAGUCCAGGAGUUCUGACACUCUCGGGGUUCAAUGAAACCAUACCUCCAAUCAUCCAUGCUUUUGUCUCUGGUGCUUUCUCAUGAUGUUGUUUCUAAUCAUGAGUCCCAUUCAACAUUGACUUUCAGGAUUUUCCCUUUCCCAAACCUUUGCUCUGUGAGAGCAGUCUGUCAUUCAAGAGUUAUCCCAUGCUCUCUGCUGAGAAACAUUUCAAGAAUUGAACAGUAAUGACAAUUUUGCUAAGAGCAUUUCAGAAGACUGCCCUUCAUGUGACACUUCAUAGCCUCGCUUUUCAUUCCCCAUGUGAAUCUAUUUAUCUGGUUUGUUUUGUUCAUUUUGAGAGGCACUAAUCAUUCCGUUAUAGGAAUCCUAAUAAAAUACCAAAAUUGCAGUGCUAUCAGUACAUAUAUGUAUAUUGCAAAGGUCCAUAUUCCAUGUAGUUUUGGAGGAAAUUUAUUUGUAAAUUUGUGUAAAAUAUUUUGAAAG
This is a messenger RNA of Darwinula stevensoni, 2148 nucleotides long. NCBI's taxonomy places the organism in Eukaryota, Metazoa, Arthropoda, Ostracoda, Podocopida, Darwinulidae. The record is from the annotation of a GenBank genome assembly.